GGGCCGAGUCGGUUCUUCGUCACUCGUGCUGCUCCAUGAGGUGGCUGGCUGCGUGAAAGUCGCGCAGUGUAUCGUCGAACCUGUGAGAGUUCGUUGCGCGAGUUUGCCCGGACGACGAGGAGCGCAGCAGUCCGCCCCCGUUCCACCGUUGUCGCCCGUUCGUGCGCUUUUUCGCUGCUAAUUAUCGCACGACGUGACAUAACCUCGUUCGCAAAAGAUGAACGUUUCGCAAGGUGUUCACGCGCACAUGGCUCACAACGUGGACCAUGGAAGCACGAAUCACGGAAGCAUGGAUCACGGGAGUAUGAACCAUGGUAGUAUGGAUCACGGCGCAAUGAACCACGGAGACAUGGACCAUGGGAGUAUGAACCAUGCAAAUAUGGACCACGGGAGUCAUGGCAGUAUGCAUCAGGUGGCCUCUUCGAUGAACAAUGCAUGCGGCGACUCGAGCAUGCAUGGACAUGGUAUGUCGAUGACUUUCCACACCGGUUUCUGUGAGUCGGUGCUGUUCAGCAACUGGAAGAUCACGUCGGUCGGCGGCCUCGUGGGCUCGAUGAUCGGUAUCAUAAUCUUAGCAGCUCUCUACGAAGGCCUCAAGUAUUAUCGAGAGUAUCUGUUGUGGAAAGAGUACAACUCUCUGCAGUACAGGAGUGUCACGGUGCCUAACGAGAAGAACGCGGUGGCCGAGGAUAAUCGAGUUGUCCAUAUGGUUGGGGAAGUAAUCCAUAAGCAACCGCCGACCAUGCUGUCAUGGAUGCAUUCGUUUCAAACACUUUUGCACCUCGUGCAGAUGGUCCUGUCUUACUUCUUGAUGUUGAUCUUCAUGACGUACAACGUUUGGCUGUGCUGCGCCGUGGUGUUGGGUGCCGCCAUCGGCUACUUCCUAUUCGGAUGGAAAAAGUCCGUAAUCGUGGACGUUACUGAACACUGCCAUUAGCAUUUAGUAAAUUACUCCAACCGGGUAUUUCGUGUCAACUGCAAUCGUCCAAGAUUGCAACGCGUUCUCGCGUUCCGCGUACGAAGUGAGAAUGUUUAAAGAAUUGGCCUUUUUAAAAUUCACGGCACUCUACAGCACGUAGCGACAAAAGAAAAGCAAGAAAUAUUCCUAGAUUAAGUUUAAGACUUACUGUUCAUUGUCUCGAGCAGUGCUGCGAAAUGGGUAAUUCAAGCCUUCACCAUUUGACAAACAACGGUACACCUACCACACACAUGAUAAAUCCGUGUAGUUAAACGAGAUUCGCGCGGCUUUGGAAAAUGAAGUGAGCUGAGUCGACCGGGCGGUAUAUAUAUGUAUAUAUGUAUACACAUACAUAUAUAUAUAUAUAUAUAUAUGUCUAAGGAUUACACAGAUAUUGUUAUGCAUAUGAUAGUGCCGUCACUUGUCAAGUAGUGGAGGCUCGAAUUACCCACGAUUUCGCGGUACUGGUCUUGAGAAAGACUUUCGGUACCUUAAUUUUAGUUAUCAAACAUUCUCGAAUAUUUUUAUCGCGCGAAACUCUAUACGUAAGCAGAUGAGUUUCUGUCGAAAAUAAUUAUAUCUCGCUGUUAUUAUGAAGGUAUAACACGAGGUAACUUCGCAAAGUCUCAGCUUCCACCCAUACUUGAAUCUAUACAACUGUAGUAUGUCUGAACUUGUAAAUAUUGUUAAGAUAUCAUGUAAGAAAUGUGUCGUCGAAUGGGUGCACACACUUUUCCCAAUUUUAUAUCAUUUUUAUUGUUCAUUAUAUAACUUUAUUCUAUUUUUUAAGGACGCUCACAUUUAUCAGUAAUUUCUUAAUGCUUGGGAAAAAGUGUGCCACAUUGUAUCUUAAACAAACCCAUGUAAAAACAUAUUAUUAUAAUAUACUGUUACAAGUUAAAGUAUUAUUAUUACAUGUUGUCGUGUAAAUGAUUGUUACGUGUAAAAUAUCGCGAAAUAUAGCUUUACCAAAACAUCAGAAAACGGUAAAGAAAUUCAACAGAUCGAGAAAGUAUUACAAUUGCGAUUCAGAUAAUUUCCUCUUUAGACCCUUGCCUCAUUUUCGUAAUUAUCGACAGAUCUCUUAUUGAUAUUUGUACGUUAUGCUUGCUCGACGAACAGUGAGCAGAAGAGUUCCUUAAGAAAGACGGAUAACCGUGGCAAAAAUCGAUUUAUAUAGGAAUACAGACGUCUUUUAAACAAGCAUAGUGUAAGUUUAUUUUUCCUUGCAAAAUCGCGAUCCCCGGAAUUAUAAAAUCUUAAGGCAUACACACAUAUUAUAUAGGUCAUACGAGAAAUAGGUAUAGGUACAUUUGGUCGCAGAAGGGUUGCGACACUCGUCUCUUCGAUGAGAAUCGAUUGAAUCGCAAGAACGACCAAUUUCCCAAAACUCGCCGAAGCAAAAGGCGUCACAAUCUUUUCGCAAACGAAUAUACGCUAAGUAUAUGUAAAAAUAAUAAAUAACGAUCGGCACACAUCUCUUCUUUUUCUUUGUCACACAAAUAAGACACGUAUAUACUGUGUGCAUCAGUAUUUAAAAAAUAAUUCAUAGAGAUCUCGCGUAUAGACUUAUUCGUAAGAGUGAUGCCAACGUUGCGGUAGUUACGAGGUGAAUUCGCCACCUUGAUAUGAUUAGUCUUACAGCACUUAACAUCCUUAACCAACACGUUAUCGCUCUAUCGUUCCACUAUAAAUUUAUAUGCUCCACAUGUAGCUAUAUAAAAAGCACCAGCAUGCACGUUUCAUACACGAUUAAUCCGAGUCUUGCCGUCGCGACAUUAACUUCCGCUUCAUUGCAACGGCAUUGUAUGUACGGUUUUGCUUGUCAUAUACAAAGCGUUCCUCCAGAAAUCUGGUGUAUUUUUUUUUCCGGGCGAUACACCGCGACUGUAGGAACGCGCCGUACACCAACGGUAAUCAUACAAAAAGCUCUCACUGCCGGUAACGUUAUUAAUUUUGUAGGAAAAAUCGUUAGACAUCGACUGCGGAAUAUUCCAAGAGCAGGAAAGCGUAUUUCAUACUUUGUACAAGCAUCAAAUUCAUAUAUAAAUACCGAGUAUAUAUACGUGAGCGAGAUUUUUUCGUCUAAAUAAGUCGUGUCGCUUCACUGCUCUCAGACGCUAUGCCGCGAUAAUAAGGCAAAUUUAGAUUACAAAGCUAGAAUUACAAAUUUAUGUCUAUCUCUUAUGUAGUAAAGCAAUUCACGAUUA
Dinoponera quadriceps is the source of this 3168-nucleotide messenger RNA. RefSeq names its product high affinity copper uptake protein 1 (gene Ctr1A). The record is from RefSeq and is a predicted model, not a curated record. NCBI's taxonomy places the organism in Eukaryota, Metazoa, Arthropoda, Insecta, Hymenoptera, Formicidae. The transcript is spliced from 5 exons. Gene Ontology annotation, cellular component: membrane. Gene Ontology annotation, molecular function: copper ion transmembrane transporter activity. Gene Ontology annotation, biological process: copper ion transmembrane transport. Bases 218 to 937 code for a protein of 239 amino acids.